Messenger RNA from Ricinus communis (castor bean), 1065 nucleotides. RefSeq lists its product as uncharacterized. The record is from RefSeq and is a predicted model, not a curated record. The transcript has a single exon. Lineage: Eukaryota; Viridiplantae; Streptophyta; Magnoliopsida; Malpighiales; Euphorbiaceae. Bases 419 to 883 code for a protein of 154 amino acids.
UGAUACCCAACUUGAUAAUAUGAAUUUUAUUUUAAAAAGUAGUAUUUUCAAAUUCAAUCAGAAAAUAAUUCAAUUUUUUCAAGAAGUACCUGUCAUUAGUUCAAAACAGUACAAAGUUUUAGUCCCCCAUGAGAAAUGCUCAUGUCACAAGGCAACAGUCGGCUAAUAAAAAUAAAUAAAAAUAAAAAUAAAAAUAAAAAUAAAAAUGAAAAUAAAAAAAUAAUCGCUAAAUACCAAAAACAAUAAGAUACAAACAAAAGGCAAAAAUGCAUUUUAAAAUUUGUCUGUAGCUAAGGAGUCCCAUAACCUUCUUUCGAAGACCCGCCGAGAAAACCGCUUCUUCAUGUGCUUUUCCUCUCUAUAUAUAUAAUUUUUCUCCUUCACUUUGCCCUCUCUGAUACGUACUCCAGCAGUCAUCAUGGGAAACUGCUUGACAAGUAACAACCGCAGCAACAAACUUGUGUCACAGAUUAAUCAUGAACAGCAAGAAACAGCUAAAACAGCUAGAAGAAGGAGAAGAAGAAGAUCGGUUUCGCCGCCGGAGAGGAAGACGGUGAGGUUUAGUUUACAUGAAGAAGGAAAGAGUAAUGAGGAUCAAGGUGCCCGCGAGUGUAAAGAAGGCGGCGGCGGUAGUGGUAGUGGCAGCAGCAGCAGCCGCGUGAGGAUUAGAGUUGUGGUGACUAAAGAAGAGUUGAGAGAGAUAAUUUUGAUGAGUAAUAAGAAGGAUUUUAACUUCUCUUCUGCGGAGCAGUUGGUUAAGGCGGUGAGGUUGAGAGAUCAUAGAAUGAGGAUCAGAAGGUUGAUUAAUAUUCAAACGAGUUAUGAUGAUGGCGAUAAUGGCUGCUGGAAACCUACUUUGGAGAGCAUACCAGAGGAUCAUUAAUCGAUGAUGAUGACAAUCAGUGUAAUAUUGUCACUAACAUUUGAUCUUUCUCUUUUCUUCUUAAUUGUGUAGUUUUUUUGGCUUGGUAAUUUGUACUUGCUUGAUUAUAGUUGAUUAUGCUAGAUACAUUAAAAAAUGAUUGUUAUCUAUAAUUAAAUGCCACAAAUCUAAUUUCACGUGUA